Trichomycterus rosablanca is the source of this 1921-nucleotide messenger RNA. RefSeq names its product egl nine homolog 1-like. Gene Ontology annotation, biological process: peptidyl-proline hydroxylation to 4-hydroxy-L-proline; cellular response to hypoxia. Lineage: Eukaryota; Metazoa; Chordata; Actinopteri; Siluriformes; Trichomycteridae. The record is from RefSeq and is a predicted model, not a curated record. The transcript has 5 exons. Gene Ontology annotation, molecular function: L-ascorbic acid binding; ferrous iron binding; peptidyl-proline 4-dioxygenase activity. Gene Ontology annotation, cellular component: nucleus; cytoplasm. The coding region runs from base 239 to 1366 and encodes 375 amino acids.
CGGACGACGCCAUAUGCGUCUGCAGUGCUGAUAGUGGACCGGAUGCACUUAGAAAUGUAAAACGUCAAAAAAAAAAAAAAAACCAAAAUGCAAAUGUAAAAUUACGUAUUUGUGACUUUUAAUCCUGUGACUACAGAGAAGACGUGACACGGUGAUGGAUCAUUCUUAAUUUCACUAGCAAAUAUUUUCAAGCUUGCACAGUGUCAUAAAGCUGGAGCCGGUGGUCAAUUUGAAGAAAAUGGAGCAAAACUCAUGCAAAGGAGCCGGGACCGACUUGGACAGAGAUAGCCAGUAUUGUGAGCUGUGUGGUAAAAUGGAGAAUUUGUUAAAGUGUGGUCGAUGUCGCAAUUCUUUUUAUUGUUGUAAGGAACACCAAAAACAAGACUGGAAGAAGCACAAGCAGGUCUGUAAACAGGUUGAAAACAAUUCUCGCCCACCCCAAAAAGACUCGUCCCAAGAUAAGGUCAGGGAGACCGAGUUUCACAGGGCACAGCAAAUGAGCAAAAAAACAAGCUACACGAUUUCAGAAGAAUUACCACAAACAGGGCAUUCUACAUUACAAUUAAACACCUUAAGAGCCACCUGUUAUACAAGGUCCGGCUCUGACAACUUAAGUGAUCAUAAACAAACUGAUGAAAUGUCUAAUGGACAGACACGAUCUUCUUCGCAGAAACUGGCCAGUGAAUAUAUAGUUCCAUGUAUGAACAAACAUGGUAUCUGUGUUGUCGACAACUUUCUUGGAGAGGAUACGGGAUUUCGUAUUUUAGAAGAGGUUCGAUCUCUAUAUUUAACAGGUGAUUUUACUGAUGGACAGUUAGUCAGCCAAAGAAGUGACUCAACUAAGGACAUACGAGGUGACAAAAUUACUUGGAUCGAGGGAAAAGAACCAGGAUGUGAGAAGAUAGCUUUAUUAAUGAGUCGCAUGGACGAUAUUGUCAGACACUGUAAUGGUAAACUGGGAGACUACAGGAUAAACGGAAGGACAAAAGCAAUGGUUGCAUGUUAUCCUGGCAACGGUACUGGAUAUGUUCGUCAUGUGGACAACCCAAAUGAAGAUGGAAGAUGUGUUACAUGCAUUUAUUACUUAAAUAAAGGAUGGGAUGCCAAGGUACAUGGUGGUAUUUUGCGGAUUUUUCCAGAUGGUAAAGCGCAGUUUGCGGACAUUGAGCCCAUAUUUGACAGACUGAUUUUUUUUUGGUCGGACCGAAGAAACCCACACGAGGUCCAGCCUGCCCACGCCACCCGGUAUGCUAUUACUGUGUGGUAUUUUGAUGCUGAUGAGCGAGCUCGGGCUAAAGAGAAAUACUCAGUAGGUGCUGGCGAAAAGGGAAUGAAAGUUGAUCUCAGGUCAUCUAAUCCAUGCUAAUUACGGAGGGUUUCACAGACACACUGACUGAAAAAGAAGAGAUGGGAAGAAUGAAAACAACCUCCACCAAUGAGUUGUUGCCUACAGUUUUAAAGGAUAAAUGUUAGUCCAGAAAGUGGACAGAAUUUAUUUGUUCUUUAUUUCGGUCUAAGUGCAGGGACCAGCAUGCAAAAGUCAAGUUUGUUUUUUCUUUUACAAAAACUUCUGUCUUAUGCAUAUACAAACAUAGAAAUAGUGCCUAAAUUAAGCAAGUAUGUUUGUGCUUUGAUCAAGAGAUUGUAUAUGUAAUUAUUCUUUCUCAGACUCUCCACAACAAAAGGUACAGUCUGUAUAACAUGCAACAAAAUAUACACAAGAAAAAGUGUUCUUUGUGUUUUUUGUAUAUAAGAUUUUUAUGCAAAUUGUGCAAGUGGUUUUAAAACACAGUUCUAAAUUUUGAUUGGACAAGCACGUUAAAGAUUUAGAUAUUUGUUUUUCACCUGUUGCUUAGUGAUUAUGUUGCUGGAAUAUAUUUUCUGAUUAUAAGCAACAUACCUUUUUAGAUUUCACGAUGUC